Anoplophora glabripennis (Asian longhorned beetle) is the source of this 1431-nucleotide messenger RNA. RefSeq names its product UDP-glucuronosyltransferase 2B15-like. The transcript has 4 exons. The record is from RefSeq and is a predicted model, not a curated record. Gene Ontology annotation, molecular function: UDP-glycosyltransferase activity. NCBI's taxonomy places the organism in Eukaryota, Metazoa, Arthropoda, Insecta, Coleoptera, Cerambycidae. Bases 40 to 1431 code for a protein of 463 amino acids.
CACAAUAAGUGAUUAGUUAGUAUCCAAUGUGCUGCAAACAUGUUAUGUAAAUAUGUGUGCUUGAUAUUGUUCUCAACGCCACAUUCGCAGUGCGCAAACAUUCUAGCCUUAGUUCCUACUACAUCGUACAGUCAUCAGAUAGCCUACGCACCUCUAUGGAAAGCUUUGUCCCUUAAUGGACACAACGUUACUUUGUUAACGCCGAAUCCAAUGAAUAAUCCCAAAUUAACCAACCUGACUGAGAUCAGCAUGAAUUGGGCCUACCAGUUUGUUGCCAAUUUGAGCUAUAAAACAGAAUUCGAGAUAACAAUGUGGAACUUCCACACCACUCUCUCCACUGGAAUGGAUUUUCUUUGCGACAAAGUACUAUCUUCACAUGUAGGCCAGGAUCUGUUACAUAAUGAACAUAAUUUUGACCUGGUAUUCGUGGAGAAUGUGUGUCCAGAGCUUUUAGGCUUUGCUGAAAUAUAUAAUUGCCCGAAAGUUCUAAUCGCCACAAUGAGUUUGUCUUCGAUAUUUUACAAUAUUCUUGGGGACUUUGCUCAUCCCAUUUCACAUCCUGAGUUCGUGGUGUCCUUCCAAGGGCAGUUAAGUUUUCGGGAAAGAUUAAUAAGUACAAUCGUUACGUUGUAUUUGCACUAUACUUUCGCUUACAUCCUUUUUCCCAAGAAGCAAAAAAUGCUGCAAACAUAUUUUAAUAACACAUCUACCAUUCCGGAGCUUAUUAGAAGUAUAGAUAUGUUGUUUCUAAAUGAAAAUCCACAUCUUCAUGGACCAAGGCCCACUGGUCCAGCUACUAUUACCAUUGGGGGUCACAGAGACGAUUUAUCACUAGAAUCAUUACCAACGGUACUAUGGAAAUUUGAGACCAAAAUCAUUAAUUUACCCGAAAAUAUCAGAACAGCGAAAUGGUUACCUCAACAGAAAAUUUUAAAUCAUCCCAAUUUGAAAUUAUUUAUAUGCCAAGGAGGCCUUCAGUCGAUAGAAGAAGCUAUUUAUGGUGAAGUACCCUUUGUGAUAAUACCAUUUAUUGCUGACCAGUUUCAAAAUGCAAAAAUGUUGGAAAACAAAGAUAUCGCUAUUGUUCUGGAUAGAAAAACUUUAACCAAAAAUGUUUUAAAUAAUGCUAUUAUGAAAGUAAUGAAUGACACAAAUUAUUAUGAAGGAGUCAAGAAAUUAAAGAAACUAAUUUUGGAUGAACCCAUGACUGGUUUACAGAAGGCUGUGUGGUGGACAGAAUAUAUCAUUAGAAAUAAAGGCGCCAAGCAUUUGAAGAAUCCAGCAGCGAGUAUACCACUCUAUCAGUAUUAUCUGUUAGACGUUAUAGGAAUGCUAAUGCUAAUAGUUACACUAAUCAUUACAGCUUUAGUGCUGGCACUAAAGAAGAUAUCCAAGUUGCUUUGUAGGUUUCACCAUAGAAAGCAAAAGUAG